UUAGCUUUUCCCUUCAUAGGGCCGCUUCACUCUCCGUCUCUUCUCAUUCUCCCUCCAAAACAAAACUCCGGACGACAGAAUUGGAGCGAACGAGGGAUUAAUAUGGCGUCGGCGUCCUCUUCAGACGGAGUUGCCGGAAGGAUUCGAAACGCAUCGUUGGUUCUUGUGUCCGAUAACACUUCCACGAUUGCUGACAUCCGCAAAGCUGUGACUAUGAUGAAGAACAUUGCUGUUCAGUUGGAGAAAGAGAACCAAACUGAGAAGGUGGCUUCUUAUUCUGGACUAAGAUUUUCGGUUUCUCCGAUCAAAUCUGUUAAAGACAUUGAAAACUCUGUGGCUGAGCUGUUGGAUUUAUGUGGUGAGUGUGCUCAUCGCUCGUCAGCGAUUCAAUCUGUUGCAAAUGGGUACCAGCCUGGGGAACAGUUAACUGACUUUAAAAUGUUGCUUGACGACGAGUUCAGAAAGCUCAAGGCUACAACUUCUUCAGUGCCACAAAAUGAUCAUUUGAUGCGCCAGUUCAGGGAAGCAGUUUGGAACGUUCAUCAUGCAGGUGAACCAAUGCCUGGUGAAGACGAAGAGGACAUUGUCAUGACCAGUACUCAGUGCCCUCUCCUAAACAUGACAUGCCCCGUGAGCGGGAAGCCUCUCACUGAACUAGCAGAGCCAGUUCGCAGUGUUGAAUGCAGGCAUGUCUACGACAAAGCCGCAAUCAUGCAUUACAUAGCCAACAAUCAGAAUGCGAAAUGUCCUAUUGCUGGCUGCCGAGGUAGACUGCAGAAUAACAAAGUGGUUUGUGAUCCAAUGUUGAAGUAUGAAAUCGAGGAGAUGCGCUCGAUGAACAAGCAAACUAACAGGACGGAAGUGAUUGAAGACUUCACAGAUUUAGUUGAUGAAGAUUAAACCAAACAUUUGGUUUUGAAGCCAUAUGUUUCUACCAAUUGUUUCCACUUUUGGGUGUAAAUAGGCUAGUACCGCUCUUUAUUCAACAUCUCGUUUUGGCCAAGUUUUUAGUUCAUUUUCUGAGGCUAGUCGAAUCUUAUUUCAGAUCUUGUAGCUGUAGUGAUGUUUUGGUUUUGACUUCGAUUUGUUGGAGUAUGCUCUAUCCAGUCGCACAAAACAUCAAAGAGUACUGGCGCAUUACCGAGUGGGGUGGGGCGUGGCUAAGAAGGAUUCCAGCGGAUGAGAUCUCUUUCAAGAUAUGAGGAGAGAUGAUUUCUAGGUUGCCAAUGGCAAAGAUGGUUACUGGAUUAGGACCAAAGUGCUUCCUCACCGCCGAUACGAUGCACGGUCGGACAUGACGAACGUCAUAACCGUCGGGAACCGGACAGGUGUUGAGAGGUCCCACCACACCCCCGUCUCCCACCGAUAAUUCUUGUUCAAACCUAAAAGAAAACAAAUCGCACUUGUUUAAUCAGAUAAGAAAGGAAAUUCAAUCGCAGGUCGAACGGAAAUCAAACGUAUCAGAUAAGCAACCGGAGUAAUUGACACCGGCCUUCUUCCAUAUCGAAUCUGACGGAGAGAGAAAGGAGGAUCCACAAACGCAAACUAUCGAUUAGUUUAGGGUUUCUUG
Thlaspi arvense is the source of this 1570-nucleotide messenger RNA. The record is from the annotation of a GenBank genome assembly. NCBI's taxonomy places the organism in Eukaryota, Viridiplantae, Streptophyta, Magnoliopsida, Brassicales, Brassicaceae.